AUGGCAGCCGCCGCCGCGUCUGCUGCGCUCGACCCGAGCAACAGCACUAAGAACACCCUGAAGUUGGAAAAUACCGAGAAGCGUGACUCCCUGAUCGCAAUUGAGAAGCGUUACCAGGCACAAUGGAAGAAAGACAAGGUCUUCGAAGUCGAUGCCCCCUCCUUCGCCGAGGUGCCACAGGGCUCCAUGUCCGCCGCCGAGCUGCGUGAGAAACACCCCAAGUUCUUCGGUACCAUGGCCUACCCUUACAUGAACGGUACCCUGCACGCCGGGCACAGUUUCACGGCCAGUAAGGUCGAGUUCAUGACCGGUUUCGCUCGCAUGGAGGGCAAGCGCGCCCUCUUCCCGCUCGGUUUCCACUGCACCGGUAUGCCUAUCAAAGCCUGUGCCGAUAAGCUGCGCGACGAGGUGAAGAUGUUUGGCCAGAACUUUGAGGGCUAUAAGGAGGAGGAAGAGGCUCCUACCCCUGCGGCGCCCACCCAGGAGUCCAAGCCGGAGGUCAAGGAGCAGGCCGAGAAGUUCUCUGGAAAGAAGAGCAAGGCCGCUGCCAAGACCGUGAAGAUGAAGUACCAGUUCCAGAUUAUGCUGGCUAUCGGUGUCCCUCUCGAGGAUAUCCACAAGUUCGCCGAUGCCAACCACUGGCUCCACCACUUCCCUCCCCUCGCCAUUCGUGACCUCGACAGCAUGGGUGCCCGCGUCGACUGGCGGAGACAGUUCGUCACCACUGAUGCCAACCCUUACUACGAUGCCUUUGUUCGCUGGCAGACGAAUCGCCUUCACGAGCUGGGCAAGAUCAUGUACGGUAGCCGUUACACCAUCUACUCGCCUAAGGACGGCCAGCCGUGCAUGGACCACGACCGUACCGAGGGUGAGGGUGUUGGUCCCCAGGAGUACACUGCUCUGAAGCUCCAGGUGAAGGAGUGGUCCCCCAAGAUGGCGGAGGCCAUCAAGGGCAAGAUUGAGGACGAUGCCAAGGUCUACUUUGUUCCGGCUACUCUGCGUCCCGAGACCAUGUACGGUCAGACAAACUGCUUUGUUGGACCCAAGAUUAAGUACGGUCUAUUCAAGCUGAAGGAGAAGGAGUACGUCGUGGUCACCAAGCGUGCUGCUUGGAACAUGGCUUUCCAGGGCCACUUCUUCGGCAGCGAGAGCUUCCCCAAGUCCCAGGACCAGCUGCCAAUGGUCUACGAGGCUCCUGGCUCUGACUUCGUUGGUACUCUUAUCAAUGCCCCUCUCUCCUUCCACACCGAGGGUGUGUACAUUCUGCCCAUGGAGAGUGUCUCUGCUGCCAAGGGUACCGGUGUCGUUACUUCCGUGCCCUCGGACAGCCCUGACGACUAUGCGACCCUGAUGGACCUGCAGAAGAAGGCCGACUACUACGGCAUCAAGAAAGAGUGGGCCUCCAAGGAGAUUCACCCCCUGAUCGAUACCCCCACCUACGGCAACUUGACUGCCCCUACUCUCGUCAAGCAGCUGAAGAUCAACUCGCCCAAGGACGUCACCCAGCUGGCCCAGGCCAAGGACCUCGCCUACACGGAGGGCUUCUACAAGGGCACCAUGCUUGUUGGUGAGUUCAAGGGCGAGGCCGUCAGCGCUGCCAAGGACAAGGUCCGCAAGUCUCUGUACGACAGCGGUGAUGCUUUCCCCUUUGCCGACCCCAUGGGUAAGGUUGUCAGCCGUAGCGGCGAUGAUUGCGUUGUCGCCUACCUUGGCCAGUGGUUCUUGAACUACGGCGAGAACGACGCCCAGUGGCAGGCCGAGACCCUGAACCACGUUGUCACCGACCUCAACACCUACUCCCCCGAGACCCAGCACGGUUUCGAGAAGAACCUGUCCUGGCUCAACCGCUGGGCUUGUGCCAGAACCUACGGUCUUGGAUCCAAGCUGCCCUGGGACCAGCAGUUCCUGGUUGAGUCUCUGUCUGACAGCACUGUCUACAUGGCCUACUACACCAUUGCCCACCUUCUGCACGGCGACCGCUACGGCAAGACCGUUGGUUCCCUGAACGUGACUGCUGACCAGAUGACCGAUGAAGUCUGGGACUAUGUCUUCUGCCGCCGAGAGAUCAGCGAUGACCUGAUCUCCAAGAGCGGUAUUAACAAGGAUGCUCUGCAGCAGAUGCGCCGCGAGUUCGAGUACUGGUACCCCCUGGAUGUUCGUGUCUCCGGCAAGGACUUGAUCCAAAACCACUUGACCUUCUUCCUGUACAUCCACGUCGCUCUCUUCCCCAAGGAGUACUGGCCCCGUGGUAUCCGUGCCAACGGCCACCUGCUGUUGAACGGCGAAAAGAUGAGUAAGAGCACAGGUAACUUCCUUACUCUGAAGGAUUCCGUCGACAAGUUCGGUGCCGAUGCUACCCGUAUCGCUUUCGCCGACGCUGGUGACAGUAUUGAGGAUGCCAACUUCGAGGAAUCUGUUGCCAACAGCAAUAUUUUGCGUCUGUUUACCCUCAAGGACUGGAUUGAGGAAAUUACCAAGGACGAGUCCCUGCGCACCGGCCCUGCUGAUGCUUUCGCCGACAAACUCUUCGACAACGAGCUUAACACUCUGGUCCGUGAGACUCAGAAGCACUACCGCAACACCGAUUUCAAGCUUGCUCUGAAGUCUGGUCUCUACGACUUCACCAGUGCCCGUGACAGCUACCGUGAGAUGGCAACAGCCGCCGGUGUUGGCAUGCACAAGGAUGUCGUUCUGCGCUACAUCGAGCUGCAGGCCCUCAUGCUCGCCCCCAUCGCUCCUCACUGGGCCGAGUAUGUGUGGCUCGAGGUUCUCAAGAAGUCCUCGUCCAUCCACCACGCCCGGUUCCCCACUGUACCCGAGGGCUCGCCCGAGCUGUCCGCCGCUCAGCAGUACGUCCGUGGCACCUCCUCGAACAUUCUGUCCUCAGAGUCCAUGUUCGUCAAGCGUCUGUCCAAGGGCAAGACCGUGAACUUCAACCCGCGCGAGCCGAAGAAGCUCACCAUCUACGCCGCCAAGAAGUUCCCCGCCUGGCAGGAGAAGUACAUCGACCUGGUGCGCGAGGCCUUCGACAGCAUGAGUAUCUCCAUCAAUGACAAGGAGCUCAACGCCAAGGUCGGUAAGCUCGGCGAGAUGAAGAAGGCCAUGCCCUUCGUGCAGACUCUCAAGCGCCGCCUGGUGCAGGUCCGCGAGGACCCCAAGGCUGUCUUCGAGCGCAAGCUGCCCUUCGACGAGUUUGCUAUUCUCGCUGAGAUGGUUGAUGGUCUUAAGCGUACUGCUGGCUACAAGGAGGUUGAGAUCGUUGCUGUUGAGGAGGGUGGUAAGUCUGGUGAGGUUGUUGGUACUGGUGAGAAGAGGGAGGGUCUCUCGGCUGAGAAUGCUGUGCCUGGAAACCCUACCUUCCAGUUCUCCAAUGUUGCCGCGUAG
Penicillium cinerascens is the source of this 3384-nucleotide messenger RNA. RefSeq names its product leucine--tRNA ligase CDC60. The coding region runs from base 1 to 3384 and encodes 1127 amino acids. Lineage: Eukaryota; Fungi; Ascomycota; Eurotiomycetes; Eurotiales; Aspergillaceae. The record is from RefSeq and is a predicted model, not a curated record. Gene Ontology annotation, biological process: leucyl-tRNA aminoacylation. Gene Ontology annotation, molecular function: aminoacyl-tRNA deacylase activity; leucine-tRNA ligase activity; ATP binding. The transcript is spliced from 4 exons.